This is a messenger RNA of Photinus pyralis (common eastern firefly), 660 nucleotides long. RefSeq lists its product as uncharacterized. NCBI's taxonomy places the organism in Eukaryota, Metazoa, Arthropoda, Insecta, Coleoptera, Lampyridae. The coding region runs from base 1 to 372 and encodes 123 amino acids. Gene Ontology annotation, biological process: axon guidance. The transcript is spliced from 2 exons. The record is from RefSeq and is a predicted model, not a curated record.
AUGUGGGAAUUUGGAAAAAUUGUCACGACAAGUUUUGACACCUCAAAUUUUGAUUUAUGGGUCGACGUAAUCAGAAAUCUAACAGUGGCAUUUUUGCUUGCAGUUUUACAAGCCCGCAACGCCAACGUCGAAAAUGGUAACGGUGAAUUGGAAUCGUUACCAAGCUACACCAUAGUUUCCGGUCUUCCAAGCUACGCCGAGGCGCUCGAGCAGCUCAAGAAAGUUAAGGAGCAGAGCGCCCCGAGGAUCGACGGCGCCGGCCCAUGGACGCCGCACACUCCGCCGACCCCAUCCCCAAUGUCCAGGCUAUCCGUAGCCGAACUGUUUCAAAUAUACAAGACUCCCAACUUGAAUUUGGCAGUCAAAAAUUAAAGAAUCGGAAACAAAUAACGAUGUGCCAAAGUUCUGCAAUGCAUCGGGCAUCAAACGAAGUACAAAGGUUUCAACAUGUGCCUAUUAGGUAAUUAAUUAAGGACAAAAUGGCUGUGCUAGGUAAUUCUUUUUCUAACGAGUAGCGGGUACGAAGAUAGAACUGAUCGAUUUAUUUGAGUUUGUGAUAAUUUAACUGCGUGUAUGACGCUGGUCGUUUAUAACUCCUUAGAUAUAAUGCAUUAAAAAAUGUUAAUAUUUAUUUUCAAAUAAAUGAAAGUUUUUUUUGUA